Messenger RNA from Lactuca sativa (garden lettuce), 2871 nucleotides. RefSeq lists its product as uncharacterized. NCBI's taxonomy places the organism in Eukaryota, Viridiplantae, Streptophyta, Magnoliopsida, Asterales, Asteraceae. Gene Ontology annotation, molecular function: ATP binding; protein kinase activity; protein binding. Gene Ontology annotation, biological process: protein phosphorylation. The record is from RefSeq and is a predicted model, not a curated record.
ACCAUUCUUUUUUAUUAAAAGCAACAUGGCAAAGCAAAUAAUGUCUUCUUCAUACUUGUUAUUUUUCUCUCUGGCUCUACUAAUCAUCACACUCUCCACCAUACCAAAUUUCGCAUCUGCUUCUUUGGAGGAAGCCAAUGCUCUUCUUAAAUGGAAAGCAAGCCUUGAAAUCCCAAAAAACUCCUUGCUCUCUUCAUGGAUUUCCCUCGCUUUGAAUUCCAGUGCAUCGGUUCCAUGCACUUCUUGGUUUGGAGUAGUUUGCAAUUCUGAUGGGAGCAUUCAGAAGUUGAACCUCACAUCAUCCGGACUAAAUGGUACACUUCAUCGAUUUCCAUUCUCUUUGCUACAAAAUCUUAUGCAUUUUGAUCUCAGCGUAAACAACUUCUUUGGCCCCAUCCCACCAGAAAUCCAUCUUUUGUCCAAACUUGUAUAUCUUGAUUUUUCAGAAAAUACAUUCUCUGGAGUAAUCCCACCUGAAAUAGGAAACAUGCACCAACUAACCAUCUUGUACUUACACUCAAACAAUAUCUCUGGUCCCAUUCCCAUUGAACUUGGGAAUUUUAAGUCUCUCACUGAUUUUAAGGUGAACAACAAUCAAAUUAGUGGUUCUAUUCCUUCAUCAUUGGGUAAUUUGACAUCUUUGAAUGUUCUUUCUUUGUAUGGAAAUCAUCUCUCUGGUCUCAUUCCCAUUGAACUUGGGAAUUUGAAGUCUCUCACUAAUCUUGAUGUGAGUGACAAUCAACUUAGUGGUUCUGUUCCAUCAUCAUUGGGUGAUUUGACAUCUUUGAAUAUCCUUAAUUUGUUCCAAAAUCAACUCUCUGGUCCCAUUCCUACUGAACUUGGGAAUUUGAUGUCUCUCACUCAUCUUGUGGUGUGCAAAAAUCAAUUUAAUGGUUCUAUUCCUUCAUCACUAGUAAACCUCAGCAACCUACAGUGGCUAAUCCUCAGUUUUAAUAAAUUAUCAGGUCCCAUUCUUAGUGAAAUUGGGAAGUUGAAGUAUCUCACUCAUCUUUCGUUGAGAACAAAUCAUCUUAGUGGCUUUAUUCCUUCAUCAUUUGGUGAUUUGACAUCUUUAAAUCAACUUUAUAUGCAUGAGAAUGAGCUUGUUGGCCCCAUUCCUAGUGAACUUGGGAAGUUGAAGUCUCUCACUGAUUUUAAGGUGAACAACAAUAAAAUUAGUGGUUCUAUUCCGCCAGAGUUUGGAAAUUUAACUCAACUACAAAGACUUGAUCUGUCUUCGAAUAAUUUGGUUGGUGAGAUCCCAAAGGAGUUUGGGAAGAUGAAAAGUAUGUUGGAUUUGUCCUUGGCUGGCAACCGACUUUCAGGUGUUAUACCUCUAGAGCUUGGAUUUUGUGAACUUCUUGAAGUACUCGAUCUAUCCAAAAAUAGAUUGAACGGGUCGAUUCCAACAAGUAUUGGUCAAUGGGCACAAAUCCACUACUUGAAUCUUAGUAAUAACAUGCUCAGUGAGAAAAUUCCAUCCGAGAUUGGUAAAUUAGUUCAUCUUACGGAACUUGAUUUAUCUCAUAAUUUUCUCAUGAAAGAGAUACCAUCUGAAGUUCAAAGUUUGCAAAGUUUGCAAAAAUUGAAUCUUUCUCACAAUAGACUAUCUGGUUCCAUUCCUGAUGUUUUUACAAAUUUGCCUCGCGGGAUUGAUAUCAACCUUUCUUACAAUGAGCUUUCUGGUAUAGUCCCCCUUUCCACUAAUUUUGUGAAUGCAUCCAUAGGAAGCAAUCCAGAUUUGUGUGGGAAUAUCACGGGAGUGAAACUUUGUCCAAGUCAGAUUAUGAAGAAGAAAAAUGAUCCAUAUCAUCAUAAGCUUAUCCUUGUAAUUAUGCUCUCUCUUAUUGGGGCUGUUUUACUUGGUGUAUUCAUGUAUGGCUUCAUUGCUUAUCAACAUCAAAAGAAAAAUUCUCCACAAAAACCAUCAGACGAAGAAAGUGGUGAUUAUUUCUCCAUAAUAAGUUUUGAUGGAGCAGUAGUGUAUGAUGACAUCUUGGAAGCAACGAAUAAUUUUGAUGAAGCAUACUCCAUUGGGACCGGAGGAUAUGGGACUGUGUACAAAGCCGAGCUACAACCUAACAAUGUGGUAGCUGUCAAGAAACUCCACUCAGGGUCUGAGAAUGUUGACCAUAAUGGAUUCCUUAACGAGGUACGAGCGUUAACAAACAUAAGGCAUCGAAACAUAGUGAAACUCUAUGGAUAUUGCUCCCAUGUUCGUCACUCAUUUUUGAUUUAUGAAUACCUUGAAAAUGGAAGCCUUGGAUCAAUCUUAAGAAGUGAUGUCUUAUCAAAAGAAUUGGAUUGGUUUAAACGGGUAAACAUUGUAAAGGGUGUAGCUAAUGGUUUGGCUUAUAUGCAUCACGACUGCUCACCUCCAAUAAUUCAUAGAGACAUAUCCAUAGCCAACAUCCUUCUUGAUUCUAAGUGUGAGGCACAUAUUUCUGAUUUUGGCACAUCCAAGCUUUUAAAGCUCGAUUCAUCCAACUGGACCGCAAUUGCAGGCACCUAUGGUUAUAUCGCACCAGAGCUUGCUUUUACGAUGGUGGUAAAUGAGAAAUGCGAUGUUUAUAGCUUUGGAGUUGUUGCACUAGAAGUUAUAAUGGGAAAGCAUCCUGGAGAUCUCAUAACAUCUUUACCAACAUUGGCUUCUGAUUAUCUGGUGCCAGAAAAUGUGGAAGAUAGUCGGAUACCUCCUCCCUCAUCCCAAGUUGAGAAACAAGUUUGGCUGGUUCUGAGUCUCGCAAGAGCAUGUUUGAACUCCAAUCCACUUGAAAGACCAACAAUGCAGCAAGUUUCCAAUCGGUUAAUGAAGGAUCUGUUUUGAAGUGACAUCUCUUGCCUGAUCAAUAUAGUGUAAUUUCAGUGCUC